This is a messenger RNA of Papaver somniferum (opium poppy), 1143 nucleotides long. Its product is annotated as vinorine synthase-like. The transcript has 4 exons. Bases 1 to 1143 code for a protein of 380 amino acids. The record is from RefSeq and is a predicted model, not a curated record. NCBI's taxonomy places the organism in Eukaryota, Viridiplantae, Streptophyta, Magnoliopsida, Ranunculales, Papaveraceae.
AUGCCUCAUCCGCCGAUUUCUCUCCUCCUGUUCUACUCUGGUGCCAAUGCAGACCCUGUCGAACAACGUGGUUCGCUAAAGAAAUCUUUGUCAGAAACGAUGACACGUUUCUACCCAUUAGCAGGAAAAAUCAAAGAUAAUCUAACAAUUGAAUGUGAUGACUAUGGAGCUUAUUACUUGGAAACCCGAGUUAAAUGUCAUCUCUCUGAAGUUCUUACGCAUCCUGAAGCUAAUACCUUAAAGAAAUUCCUUCCAUCUUAUGAUCUUCAUUUCAGAAGUGGCAGCAGCAGUGGUACUACUACAACUAGUAAUGAAUUGGAUUUGAAAGAUCUAAUACAAUUAGUAAUUCAAAACUUCUCGCCGCGGAGUAGUACUACUGCAGAUGAUCAAGAAAUGGUUACUCCCUAUUUUUACUCCGCCUCUCUUUUCCCUCCUAAGAAAAUGCUUGCUUCCUGCCCAUUCAAGAAACUUUCCGCUGGAAACAAGCAUGUCACUAGAAGGUUCGUUUUUGAUGCGUCAAGAAUAGCUGCACUCAAAGCCAAAGCAACCAAUCCCAUAUAUGUGAAUAAUCCAACUCGUGUCGAAUCAGUUACAGCACUUAUAUGGAAGUGUGCAUCAAGGGUGGGUAUCAAAAAAUCAUCAGAGUCUGCUACUAGACAAUCCGUAGCUUUCGUACCAGUAAAUCUUCGCGGGAGAAGGAUUCCGCCUAUGCCCGAACAUCUUAUUGGGAAUCUCGUUCAGUUGGCAGUUGCAAGUAAAACUACAACUGCUGGCGCAAGUGCAAAAGAAGAGGAUGUAAGCUACUUGGUGCAACUUGUCAGAGAUGGCAUAAGUAAAAUCAACAAUGAUAGAGUGAAGGAAAUGCAAGCUUAUAGCGACGGGGGAUUCGGGGAGUUCUUUAGAGAAGUGUAUGGAAGGUACAGAAAAGGGGAGGUGGAUUUGAAUACAAUUAUUAGUUGGUGUAGGUUUCCGUUCUAUGAAGCUGAUUUUGUUGGGGGAAACCACAUUGGGGGCGAAAUAUCGCACAAGGCAAAGAAGCCGAACAACAAUCACGCAACGAUAAGGAAGAGUGUGAAAGAAAAGUUACGCGAUGAAGAUAAUAUGAAGACCAACUUCAUUAGGGAAGCACGAAGGACUAAGUAG